Histoplasma capsulatum G186AR is the source of this 2586-nucleotide messenger RNA. Its product is annotated as SH3 domain-containing protein. Gene Ontology annotation, molecular function: protein binding. Bases 232 to 2586 code for a protein of 784 amino acids. Gene Ontology annotation, biological process: establishment or maintenance of actin cytoskeleton polarity. Gene Ontology annotation, cellular component: microtubule cytoskeleton; cell tip. The record is from RefSeq and is a predicted model, not a curated record. NCBI's taxonomy places the organism in Eukaryota, Fungi, Ascomycota, Eurotiomycetes, Onygenales, Ajellomycetaceae. The transcript has 6 exons.
GCUGGGGUUGGUGAGGAGUUGCCACUUUCCCCGCUCCCCUUGCUUCCCUUUCGCUCAGCUUGGCCUCCUUCGCCCGACGUUUCAAGCGCAUAUACUGUUGCGUUGGCACCUAUCCAUAUCCCCUUUGGAAGACCGUAUAGGCAAAUGCUCGUGCUACCUUUCCAUCCUCUGCCUAUUCUACGAAGUGUUGUUUGAACAGGCUAUUUUGUUGACGUGCGCACGCACGAAACAAUGACCAGACCGCAGAUAAUCCGGGCAGAUACCAUCGACUUGCAGGGCAACCGUUUCCAAUCCAAUCAAGACCAGACACACAACCAGAGCCACCCAGCCUCGUCGGAAGGAAAUCGAACAGCACCCCACCAAACUCUUGCAAUGCAAAAUGCGGAGAAAGAGGCCAGGGAUGAAUUAGUUCAAAGCCCCAGGGUCUCUGGAGACCACAGGCACCCCGAUGACUCUGGGGACGAAAUGAAUGUCCAUGACGAGGGGGCGCAUCAUGACGGCGUUGAUCACUAUUCAAACGGCCAUACGUCGGCAGAUGAAGGAGAUACUACAGACGGCGAAAGCGACGACCAGCUGGAUGAUGAUAUGAUGGAUAAGAUAUCUAGUUCUCCAUCUAUUGAUGAUGUUUCCCUCUUUGCUGGUGGAGAUCAAAUGACUUACACGAAUAUAGAAGAUAUUGAUUUCGAAUUUGUCUACGCUCUACAUACUUUCGUAGCCACUGUCGAAGGGCAGGCGAAUGCCACGAAGGGUGAUACAAUGGUCCUUCUGGACGACAGUAAUAGCUACUGGUGGCUUGUUAGGGUUGUGAAGGAUGGUAGCAUAGGUUGGCUCAUCACAUCCGUAGAUUCCCUGAUGUCGCUACUAACAGUUUCAGGUUAUCUGCCCGCCGAACAUAUCGAGACCCCAACAGAACGCCUGGCGCGUUUGAACAAGCAUAGAAAUAUUGAUCUCUCUGCUACAAUGUUGGGGGAUAAUGCAGAAAAAUCAAAGAACCCAUUGAAAAAGGCCAUGCGAAGGAGGAACGCAAAAACUGUCACUUUCACCUCUUCUCCGGUUUACCGUGAACCAUCAGAUGUCGAGUAUUCUACCGAAGAAGAGGACGAAGCAGACGACCCAUUCUUUGACAACGACAAUGAUGAAGAAAAUGUUAAAUCAGACACCAAUGAUGGACAAGAAGAAUCCCAAAAUGAAAACAUCGUUGUCGAGCCUCUUCGGCCCAAAGUGCAAACAGAUAAUGACGGUUCAAACGCACAUGAAGCUGAGCCUGGCCGAGAUAGUAGUCCUGAGAGGGUUCGGGCAAGCGAGGAUUCAUUUGACAAAUUAGACGACAGCCCUGCUGGCAGGUCCCGCAACGGUGUGGUGCGGAACACAGAUUCGUUCUUCAAGGAUGAUAGCCUCGAGACCAAAAAGAUAUCACUGACUCCAAACCUCCUGCGUGAUGAUUCGAAUGAUAGAACUGCGGCCACAAAUGAGUCCAAAGAGGCGAAAGGACGUGGAAGCUUUGACGCCUUUGAUAAAAUCAUCCCCUCGGGAGACAAAACCAAAGAUGACAAAAAACGAAAGGAGAAAAAACCAGGCAUGCUUAGCGGCUUAUUCAAGAGGAAAGACAAGAAAAGUAAAACCAUCGAUGAUGAUAUGGAAGAGCCAGAGAAGAUCUCUGAAGAAUCGACACGCUCGACAACACCUCCGAAGACAGUUGGUGAAUCGCCGAAAGAAGAACGCCCGUCUUCAAAAUCCCAGAACGCAUUCCAACGACAUCCAAGCAAACUGCAGAAAACGCCACCCGAUGGUUCUCCCGUUAAAGUUGACAGCAUGCAAACAAUCGCCCAGCAAGGACUCAGCAAUGACUCCACUUCCAGAGCAUCUCCAGUGAAGGAUAUUUCCGGUACUUCAGUUCGGGUAGUUCCACCAGACGCACAAUCUGAUGUACCACAACCUCUUCGUGUCAGAUCUCCAGAAGCAACUCGUAUAAAACCGGCAGAUUCUACUUCUCGAGACCAAAUUGAUCCGAAUUCGGAUCUCCGGUUGAAAACCAUUUCUCUUAACACGUCGGUUUCUCCUGUUGACGUUUCAAAAACGCCAUCACCCGGUAUCCAAAGCACCCCGAGCAAGGAAACUGUUCGAUCCGCGUCUAUGCCUGAGGAAACGGAUGAAUCUGCGGAUUCUCCGGUUAACAUACCAUCUCCAGAGGAGCGAAGCCGUAAUAAUCCUCCGGAUUUGACAACAGAUACUUCGUCAAUUGAUGAGCCACACAAUCCAUCACCCUCCCCAACACCGUCUUCUCCCGAGCUUGUUGAACAGCCAGACGACAAGCUAGAAAGCAACAGCGCUCCGACUCCGUCAACCAAUACACCAACUUGGAGCGAGGCUAGCCUCCGUUCUUAUCUUGAUGAUGACACCGAUAUCCGGGAUCUCCUCAUCAUUGUCCAUGACAAGUCUAAUGUGGCAACGGCAGGCCCGGAUCAUCCGAUAACUGGAGGUCUAUUCAAGGAAGAGAGCAAGGGGCUUAAUGAAAUGUCAAUUCGGCUCGAUGAGCUGCUAACCGGUUGGGUGGCUCGGAAGUUGAGAGCGUCUAUGGCGAAAUAG